Messenger RNA from Vitis riparia (riverbank grape), 940 nucleotides. Its product is annotated as probable glutathione S-transferase. Gene Ontology annotation, biological process: glutathione metabolic process. Gene Ontology annotation, molecular function: glutathione transferase activity. The transcript is spliced from 2 exons. Bases 46 to 723 code for a protein of 225 amino acids. The record is from RefSeq and is a predicted model, not a curated record. Gene Ontology annotation, cellular component: cytoplasm. NCBI's taxonomy places the organism in Eukaryota, Viridiplantae, Streptophyta, Magnoliopsida, Vitales, Vitaceae.
GACUUGAAGUCUUGGUUGGGUUUUGGUUUUGCAGAUUUUAUUAGAAUGGGAGAAGAAGUGAAGGUGAUUGGAUCUAUCCUAAGCGGUUUCUGCGUCAGGGUUGAGUGGGCUCUCAAACUCAAGGGGGUGGAGUAUGAGUACAUAAAAGAAGAUCUAAGGAACAAGAGCCCCAUGCUUCUUAAGUAUAACCCUGUCCACAAGAAGGUCCCAGUGCUUGUCCAUGGUGAUAAACCUAUUCCUGAGUCACUUGUCAUCCUUGAGUACAUCGACGAGACAUGGAAGGACAACCCUCUGCUGCCUGAAGAUCCAUAUGAGAGAGCCAUGGCUCGUUUCUGGGCCAAGUAUGCUGAUGAAAAGUGUCUGUUUGGGGCAUGGGAAGCUUUCAAGGCUGAAGGGGAAGAAAAGGAGAAGGCUAUGGAGUCAGCACUAGAAUCAUUUGCAUUUCUGGAGAAGGCGAUAAAAGGGAAGAAGUUUUUUGGAGGAGAGAAGAUGGGGUUCUUGGAUCUGGUAGUGGGUUGGAUACCUCACUGGCUCAGUGUUUUAGAAGAAGUUGGAGACAUGAAGAUGCUUGAUGCUGAGAGGUUCCCAUCACUCCAUGAAUGGGCUGAGAACUUCAUCCAAAUUCCACUCAUUAAAGAAUGCAUUCCACCUAGAGAUGUCUUGGUCAACCACUUCCAUGCUACCCUCAGCUACGUGCGCUCCUUAUCUGCCAAUAAGCCAUGAUUUUUCGCUUUAUUUGAAGUCAUUUGAGUAACGUCUGUAGGGUUCUUGAAGACCAGGAAAGGAUGACUAGAGAAGCCCUGUAAAGGAUUGGUUCUAUGUCCCUUUUUUCUUUUGUAGACUCUGCUUUGCUGGUUUGAAGGAUAUUCCUCAUAUCCUGCUUAUUUUGUCACAAUUUUAAUAAAUUUUUGUUUCUUAUAAAGAUUUCUUCCUGUCAUAA